GUUGUGAGAGGUUUGGACAGUAAUAUCAAUUGUGGUUUACACUUGUGCCCGAAGUGGGAAGAUCUGUCCACUCGGCACUACCGUUCGACCUGGGAAAGGUUGCCUGGUAUGGUUCUUCAGGCUAACACCCGGUUCUAUGCCCAAACAACAAGCGGUCGGCCGCUUAAAUACUCAGGGGCGACCCGCAUUGGUCGUACAUGGAUCUAGAAUCCAUGUGCAACGUUGUCAAUUACAUAACAGACCACUCGUGCAACGUUGCUACUUACGUAAUCUGCCUCCCAGUCCGACCGCCUCUGUCCGACUGCCUACUGGUCUGACAAUUACGUACCCGCACCUUCCCUACUCGCAACCUGGGUUAGUGCGAACCCUGCCGCCGCUCCACCUCUGCCAAGGGGGAAAACAUCCACGCCCCCACACGCAUAUGCGCAUGUUCGCUAAGUCGCAACCUAUUUUGUCAAGCCCAAAGUUCAAUGAGCCAUGUGUCGCGCCACAGCUGUGACCUCCCCCACGAUUGAUCCGACGACCGCGUCGGCCAAAAGCAGUUGAACUGUGCUGCGGCGUCCCAGAAAUGGCGCGUUGGACUCGAACUACAAGGUGCUACGCCAUGGAGAGUGCGUGGCUCUUCGCAGGCUCGCUGUGGAUCCGGCGGCCAGCCGCAAUUAUAGGCGGUUGCGCUGUUGUCUUUUAUGGAGUAAGCAGUUGGAGAAAGCAGCGCUUCUCCCUUUACCAGUCCAACCACGUCCAACCACCGAUUACCGGUAUCGUCAUACCAGCGCACCAGGUUCCCAUAGGUGGCGGGGCUGUGGUGCCCGUGUGGCGGCGUUUGACGCUGCCGUGCACACAUGCGGCGGUGGUUCUGGUGGUGGCGUGGGCGCCGGCGCCUCAUACUACUCAUACGUGCAUGUUGCAUCAGCGGAGUGCUCAGCCAUGAAAGCAGGCCCCGUCAAGGCAUCAAGGCAAGCACGCGGUGGCGUACAAGCAAGCCAGGCCGCCGGCGGAGCUGACAGGAGCGCUGUCUGUUGAAGCGGUGGUGUGGGUGCGUGCUCAGGCACAUGCGGCACUGCUGGCGGCAUCUGCCCCACAGCAGGUCGUGCGGGCUGCUGUGCGGGAAUCCGCUCCAAGUGAUGUGCACGCUGGGGCGUGUCAUCCCGUACUACUGCUGGCGGCGGGGGCACGGUCUGCUGCAUGACGUAAACGUGCGUCGGGAAGGAGGCGCGAGGCGCAUCAGCCGUGCCAUGUGAGCGGCAAGACCCUCAAGAGCGGCUUCAUCCGCUUGAUCGGCGUCGUACAAGUCGACUUGUUGCACGUCAUGAUGGUCGUGACCUCGCCCGCGGUUUGCUUGGAGUUGUGUUGAUGGCGAUGAGUAGCGCCCAUGUCGUGAUGGACGGCUGCCGUAGUAAUGGGACUCAUUGUACGAGUGGUAGUGGCAGUCCGCGAACCGCCGGUCCCUGUUGCGGCCAUGGCGGCGGCCGGGAGACUGGUCACGCCACCGGUGACUGCGGCUGCUGCUUGGUGCAGAGUAGCAUUGCGAGCCUUCCUCGAUGUAGAUGGCGUCAUGAAUUGCUUCUUCAAGUGUCUUGGGCCUCAGCAAGAACACCUGAUCGUAGAUGUCCGGUUGUAGCCCACGAAGGAAGGAGAAGGUAUGGACGGGGUCAGAGGUAUUGAGCGACAGCUGCGACGCCAGGUCACGAAACCGAUCCGCGUACUCUCGCACGGGUUCACGCCGGCGCUGUUGGCAGCGUGCAAGCAGAUUGUAUAACUCCUCCUG
Messenger RNA from Chlamydomonas reinhardtii, 1768 nucleotides. RefSeq lists its product as uncharacterized. NCBI's taxonomy places the organism in Eukaryota, Viridiplantae, Chlorophyta, Chlorophyceae, Chlamydomonadales, Chlamydomonadaceae. The record is from RefSeq and is a predicted model, not a curated record. The transcript has 7 exons. Bases 1053 to 1241 code for a protein of 62 amino acids.